This is a messenger RNA of Chaetomium globosum CBS 148.51, 1143 nucleotides long. RefSeq lists its product as uncharacterized. The record is from RefSeq and is a predicted model, not a curated record. The coding region runs from base 1 to 1143 and encodes 380 amino acids. NCBI's taxonomy places the organism in Eukaryota, Fungi, Ascomycota, Sordariomycetes, Sordariales, Chaetomiaceae. The transcript has 3 exons.
AUGGGCCUCUUCUGGGGGCCGCCUCAUGGGCGACAUCCAAAAUACCACCCUGGGUUCUUUUUUGUGUGCAACUAUUUCAUCCGCGGUAUUGACCCCGGCCCGCAGUUUGAGAAGAUCUUUGUCGUCGGCCUCCCUUCGCGGACAGACCGUCGCGAUGGCAUGGUUUUGCAGGCCGCCCUCAGCAACAUGGACAUUGAGUUCAUCGAUGGCGUAGCUGGCGCCGACGUGCCCGACAAGGCCAUCCCCAUGAACAAAGGCCAAAAACGCCUCAGGGAUGCCUCCAUCGGCUCAUGGCGCGCUCACAUGAACGCUAUCCGAGAAGUCGUCCACCGCAACCUCUCCUCCGCCCUCAUUCUCGAAGACGACGUCGACUGGGACGUGCGCGUCCGCUCCCAACUCGCGGACUUCGCCCUGGCCGCUCACGCGCUCACCCAACCCGUCCUUGGCAGCCCUCCCUCCUCCCCCACCUACAUGGACCCGACCUACCCGCACCCGGUGCCCGACUCCUCCCCGGACUCCCUCCCAGACUUCCCCUUCUCCGCCCUCCCGCCCACCACGCCGCCCUCCCAUUCCCCCUACGGCGACAGCUGGGACGUUCUCUGGAUCGGGCACUGCGGCAUGCACUUCCCUUUCGCGCGGCACCCCCACGUGCCCAAGUCGCGCAUCAUCCGCGCCGACGACGCCACCGUGGCGCCCCCCAAAAAUCUCUGGACUUUCAACAUCCCCUUCACCCUGAAGCGGGACUACCCGCCGCACACGCGCGCCUACCACCACGUCCAGGAGGGCGUGUGCACGCUGGGCUACGCGGUCAGCCGGCGGGGCGCGCAGAAGUUGCUGUAUGAGGUGGGACUGAAGGGGGUGGAUGCGGCGUUUGAUUUGCUGUUGCGGUAUUAUUGUGAGGGGGAGAAGGGGCGCGCGCCGGGCAGGCAGUGCUUGACGACGCAGCCGGGGCUGUUUCAGCAUCAUCGGCCGGCGGGGCCGGCGAGUGCGAUGAGUGAUAUUGGGGAUCAUGGGGAUGGGUGGAAGGAGAGUAGCAUGACGGAUAUGGUGAGGUGGAGUGUAAGGUUGAAUGCGGAGGUGUUGUUGGAGGGGGGGACGGAGUUUAGGGACCAGUUUCCGGGUGAGGAGGGAGGUGAGGUGUAG